CACUGACACUCUGUCCCACACCUCCGCGUCCUCGGUCGAAGCUGCCUUCGGCCCGGGCUGGUUCCCCCCCGCCUGGGGACGCCUCUUACCUCUCCUCCCGGGCUGCGGGGGACCCCGCCGAGACCAUGAGGAAAUUCAACAUCAGGAAGGUGCUGGACGGCCUGACCGCCGGCUCGUCUUCGGCCUCGCAACAGCAGCAGCUGCAGCAGCAGCACCCGCCUGGGAACCGGGAGCCCGAGAUCCAGGAAACGCUCCAGUCCGAGCACUUUCAGCUGUGCAAGACUGUUCGCCAUGGAUUUCCCUAUCAACCCUCAGCCCUGGCCUUUGAUCCUGUACAGAAGAUCCUGGCAGUGGGAACUCAGACUGGUGCUUUAAGGCUCUUUGGUCGUCCAGGAGUAGAAUGUUAUUGCCAGCAUGACAGUGGAGCUGCAGUAAUCCAGCUCCAGUUCCUGAUUAAUGAGGGAGCUCUUGUGAGUGCCUUGGCUGAUGACACCUUACACUUAUGGAAUUUACGUCAAAAGAGACCUGCCAUACUACAUUCACUUAAAUUUUGCAGAGAAAGGGUUACGUUUUGCCAUCUGCCUUUCCAGAGUAAGUGGCUCUAUGUGGGCACUGAACGAGGUAAUAUACAUAUUGUCAAUGUGGAGUCCUUCACACUCUCAGGCUACGUCAUUAUGUGGAAUAAAGCCAUUGAACUGUCAUCUAAAUCUCACCCAGGACCUGUUGUCCAUAUAAGUGAUAAUCCAAUGGAUGAAGGAAAGCUUUUAAUUGGCUUUGAAUCUGGAACAGUAGUGUUAUGGGACCUCAAAUCAAAGAAAGCAGACUACAGAUACACCUACGAUGAGGCUAUCCACUCUGUUGCUUGGCAUCAUGAAGGAAAACAAUUUAUUUGCAGUCAUUCAGAUGGCACUUUGACUAUAUGGAAUGUGAGAUCCCCUGCUAAGCCUGUACAGACGAUAACUCCACAUGGAAAACAGUUAAAGGAUGGGAAGAAGCCAGAACCAUGCAAGCCUAUCCUCAAGGUGGAAUUCAAAACGACUAGACCUGGGGAACCUUUUAUUAUUUUAUCAGGAGGUUUGUCAUACGAUACUGUAGGAAGAAGACCUUGCUUAACAGUUAUGCAUGGGAAAAGUACUGCAGUGCUAGAAAUGGACUAUUCAAUUGUUGAUUUCCUGACGCUGUGUGAAACCCCAUACCCAAAUGAUUUUCAAGAACCAUAUGCUGUGGUUGUUCUACUAGAAAAGGAUUUAGUACUUAUAGACCUUGCACAAAAUGGGUAUCCUAUAUUUGAAAAUCCCUACCCUUUGAGUAUACAUGAAUCCCCUGUUACAUGUUGCGAAUAUUUUGCUGAUUGUCCUGUGGACCUUAUUCCUGCACUUUAUUCUGUUGGAGCUAGACAGAAACGUCAAGGUUACAGCAAAAAGGAAUGGCCCAUUAAUGGAGGCAAUUGGGGCUUGGGUGCUCAAAGCUACUCAGAAAUAAUUAUUACAGGGCACGCUGACGGGUCAGUUAAGUUCUGGGAUGCUUCUGCGAUAAAUCUACAAGUAUUAUAUAAAUUAAAGACGUCUAAAGUAUUUGAAAAGUCAAGAAAUAAAGAUGACAAGCCAAACACAGACAUUGUAGAUGAAGAUCCGUAUGCCAUUCAGAUCAUCUCCUGGUGUCCAGAAAGUCGAAUGUUGUGCAUAGCAGGAGUUUCAGCUCAUGUCAUUAUUUAUAGAUUCAGCAAACAAGAAGUGAUUACAGAAGUCAUUCCGAUGCUUGAAGUUCGAUUGUUAUAUGAGAUAAGUGAUGUGGAAUCUCCAGAGGGUGAACAGGCACCACCUUUGCCAACACCAGUUGGGAGUGCCAAUCCUCAGCCCGUUCCUCCUCAGUCUCAUCCUUCUACCAGUAGCAGUUCAUCUGAUGGGCUUCGUGAUAAUGUCCCUUGUUUGAAAGUUAAAAAUUCUCCACUUAAGCAGUCUCCAGGUUAUCAGACAGAAUUAGUUAUUCAGUUGGUGUGGGUGAGUGGAGAACCACCGCAACAAAUAACCAGUCUGGCAGUUAAUUCUUCCUAUGGAUUGGUAGUUUUUGGCAAUUGUAGUGGCAUUGCAAUGGUUGACUACCUCCAGAAAGCAGUACUCCUCAACCUGGGCACUAUUGAAUUAUGCGGCUCCAGUGAUCCUUAUCGGAGAGAACCCCGAUCUCCUCGUAAAUCUCGACAGCCUUCAGGAGGUAUGCUGAUUGUGACUUCUUGCAUGUGCGGCGUUUCUAGCUUAUAUUCUGAAUCUGUGAAAAAACUCCGUUCUUCUUUUUUAACAGGUCUGUGCGAUAUUAGUGAAGGGACUGUAGCCCCAGAAGAUCGCUGCAAAUCUCCAACUUCUGGUUCUUCAUCACCACACAAUUCAGAUGAUCAACAAAAAGUGAAUAAUUUUAUAGAAAAGGUGAAGAUCAAAAGCAGAAAGUUUUCCAAGACGGUAGCCAGUGAUAUAGCAAAAAUGUCAAGGAAGUUAAGCUUGCCUACUGACCUAAAGCCUGACUUAGAUAUAAAAGAUAAUUCCUUCAGCCGAUCACGGAGUUCAAGUGUAACCAGCGUUGAUAAAGAAUCCCGAGAAGCAAUCUCUGCUCUUCAUUUCUGUGAAACUUUUACUCGAAAGGCAGAUUCAGCCCCCUCCCCAUGUUUGUGGGUUGGUACUACAUUGGGAACAGUGCUUGUCAUUGCACUGAACCUUCCCCCAGGAGGAGAGCAAAGACUUCUUCAGCCAGUAAUUGUGUCUCCAAGUGGUACUAUAUUGAGGUUAAAAGGGGCAGUCCUGAGAAUGGCAUUCCUGGAUUCCACAGGCUGCUUAAUGCCACCCGCAUAUGAAUCCUGGAAAGAGCACAAUGUUCCUGAAGAGAAGGAUGAAAAGGAGAAAUUGAAAAAACGAAGACCUGUCUCUGUAUCUCCCUCCUCUUCUCAGGAAAUUAGUGAAAACCAGUAUGCAGUGAUAUGUUCUGAAAAGCAAGCAAAAGUAAUCUCACUGCCAACUCAGAACUGUGCUUAUAAGCAAAACAUUACAGAGACCUCAUUUGUUCUUCGUGGAGAUGUUGUAUCAUUGAGUAACAGUAUCUGCCUUGCCUGCUUCUGUGCCAAUGGACACAUUAUGACUUUUAGUUUGCCAAGUUUAAGACCUCUAUUGGAUGUGUAUUACUUGCCCCUUACCAAUAUGCGGAUAGCCAGAACGUUCUGCUUCACCAACAAUGGACAAGCAUUAUAUCUUGUUUCACCUACAGAAAUCCAGAGACUCACUUACAGUCAAGAGACCUGUGAAAAUCUUCAGGAAAUGUUGGGUGAACUCUUCACUCCUGUAGAAACACCUGAAGCACCAAACAGGGGAUUCUUUAAAGGCUUGUUUGGAGGUGGUGCACAAUCUCUUGAUAGAGAAGAACUAUUUGGAGAAUCAUCCUCGGGAAAGGCUUCAAGAAGUCUUGCUCAGCAUAUCCCUGGCCCUGGUGGCAUCGAAGGCGUGAAAGGAGCAGCAUCUGGAGUUGUUGGUGAAUUAGCACGAGCCAGGUUGGCACUAGAUGAAAGAGGGCAGAAACUUAGUGACCUGGAAGAAAGAACUGCAGCUAUGUUAUCCAGUGCAGAUUCAUUUUCUAAACAUGCUCACGAGAUGAUGUUGAAAUACAAAGAUAAGAAGUGGUACCAGUUCUGACAACCAGAAAUCCAACUAAGUCCAACUUUAGCCAGAAGGAAAAAGAAUUUUCCUAUUUUACUUUAUUGAUUUCACUUUAGGAAAGUUAACAUUAAAGAGAUGUUCAUCACUGGAUACUGCUCUUUCCUAGCACAAUCAUGCAAUGUUUGACCUCAGUCAUGCGGCUUUAACUGAGGAGUGUUCACACACACUCAACGUGGAGUAUAUGCUGUGGGCCAGCUACGAGUUGACGGUUUGGGAACUAGGAUGGUCACAUGUUACAAAUGAAGAAACAGAGGGAUGUUGAGGGGACAUAGCAGGGACUUUUCCUGGGUCAGUCCUGUAUAAAACUUUCACGUGCCGAAAGAUUCUGUGCUGUCGUUAUCUGCCAUCGUUGUUUGACCUCUUUGAGGGAGAGGCAAUAAGUCAGAAGUCCUGAAGCUGAAACAGUUAUAUUUGUGUCACUGACUGACUUAUAAACGGCUGUCUUGGACUUUCCCUCCCUUCAACUGACUGGUCACCAGUAUCAUUAGUGAAAAAGAAACAAACUGUUUAUUACCAUAUCUUUAGACAGAUAAGCUGAAUGGUGGGCUUUAAAUAAUAAAAACAUACACAUAGUUGACUUGUGUAUGGGCUACUCUUGGAUUCUUGUUAUUGUAUACUUGUGUUUAGUCCAUAUUUUGUCAAAAGCAAAACAAGGCGAUACAUCACUUUUCAUUGAAAAGAAAAGUGUAGAGCAUGACUGAACUGCUCAUCAUUCUGGGAGUUUCCAUGUGAUGGCUAUGCAGUGUGGAAAGUGAGAAAAACCUCCAUUGUGGUGAGGAGAAUACUUCAAUGUCCCUUGUCCUUGUUCUCAUUAAUUCAGCUAAAUGUGGAUUUGACCAAAAUAGUUACUGGUUAAAUUUGUAGAAAUGUUGAAAUUGGCUAAGUUUUUAAUUUUGCUUGAAUUUUUAUAAAAUGUUUAACCUAAUGUACCUUUGCAUUACUUAAUUAAAAUUGCUUAAAAAAAUGUUUCAUUAUUUCAGUAAAAUGUUCAGCUCCCUUUUUAAUAUGCCCUUUACUUGCUAACAGUUCCAGUACACUCAGGUGAUGAGCCAGUUAAAUCUUAGUGCACAUGCUGUCGCAUGGAAAAAAUCACAAGCAUCCUUUGUCAAUAAUUAUCUAUGUAAGAGUCUAGUCUGAUGACGUACAAAGUAUUUUCUGUAGAAAUAUACUGUAAAACUGUUCAUGUCCUUUCAAGGUUUUAAAAAGCCAAAAGGAAAGGAAAAUAUGUGCAUUUUGGUAACUAAAUUAUUCCUGUAUUGGAGUAUAAAGCAGAUGAGGCCAUCAGUGGACAAUAAAUGAUUGGUCCCUAGAAUAGCACACAGACAGAAAAGAGAUGACGGGGUAGAUCUGAAGUAGGUAAGCUCAUUCUGCAGGCUCAUCUGAGAUUAUUACUGAUUGUUCUUAAAGCAACAAAGGACGAAUAAUAUAGAAGAUUAUACUUAGUAUUAAUGAAAUUUAAAUAUUUUCUUCUAUAAAAAAUAGUUUAAAACAGUUUUCUUUUGUCAUUAAGAGAUAAUCAGAGCACAAAUUGAUAGCAAACAUGAUGGUUGUUUUUCUAUUCCAUAUGAUCAUUAAAGGUAUAUUGUAGAACACCUUAAUUUCACAGUCUGUUAUGCAUUUUUCCUUUCCCCUUUUCAUUAAUAAAGCUCUUAUGUUUACAUUUUAUAACGUGCACUAUGGGAUAUGAAAGUUUACAUUAAAAUUUAGUUUAAAUAUCAUUAGGGAGGGAUUAAAUAUAUGUGAUGGAGAUAACUGAUCAAGCCAAAAGAAAUAUUUUUAAAAUAGUCAUUCUCAAAAGUUUUUGACUUUGUAGAAAGUAUCUAUGAGUAACAUUUCUGUUAGUUAAUGUCAGCUAUAUGAUGAACAUGUAGCAGUUUACAAAUUGUUUAAUUUGUAUCAUAUAUUAUCUAAUAAACCCAUUGUUCCAUGAUAUGUCACAGGAAGUAUUAAGCCGUUUUUUAAAGGUACAGUUUUGUGAAUGUCAUCAAUAAAAUCAGUAGUUAAUGGAUUUGAAGUUGAGAAGCACUAAGUAAAGUAAUAUACUGGUUGAUUCCCCAUUCAUGUGUAAGGGCAUAUUAGCUCCAAUUAUUUAAUUUGCUGUGUUAUUUCGUGUUAAUUGUAUAUCAACUUAAUUUUUAUAUCAACUGUCAUUUUUCCUGUUGUAUAUAAAAUGAACCAAUCUUGUAAUUAUUUUCAAAUAGAGAAGUUAGAUACAUUUACCUGAGAUGGGUUUUAUAAGAAAAUCUUAAAUCAGUAUUUCAAGUUAUUUUAUUUCAUUUUUAAAUUAAUCUACAAAUUAUGCACAGCAAACUAGAAACUCACUUAGGAUUAGAAAGCUUGAAGUAUUUUUGAAAAUAGGAAAUAAGCUUCUCAGAGUUAUACUUGAUUCAGUCUGUAGAUAAGAGACAGUCUGCAGUAAUAAACUAACCCAGGGAAUUUAUUGUAAUUUGAGAGGUAACAUCUCUUAUUUUUUUUCUAACGCAAAAAGUUGCAGUCACCAGCAAGCCAAGAUUUCAGGAAAACAAACCAAAAAUUUUAAAAAAAUAGUCAAAAUAGAAAAUAUUAGAAAAGUGAAAGAUUUUUGUGUGCUUCCUCCAUAUCUUCAAACAUUAUUCUUUGUUGCCUGUGUCCUUGACUCUCAAAUCAUUGACGUAUUCACUGAUUAGCAGUUUGUCAGUAGGAAGUGGUUUCCCUAUAUGUACCACAUAUCUGGUUCAUUUCACUCUUCAAACUGAAAUCCAUAUGUAUUUGCUUAGAACGUUAUUUGAAACCUUAUAUUCUGACCACUUCUGUAUAUUACACCAUUUGAAGUUUUCAAUUAUCUUAAUUCCCUUGGUUUGCAUUUCAGUUGUACAAGGUGUUUCCAAAAAUGGUUAUGGAUAUAACUGAGCUAUUGCUAACUUCUUAAUUUGAUUUUUUUAUGGAUGGGAAAAAGUGCUGCUAAUUGUCUAUGUUAUUAUGUGUACUGUAUUACAAUUUAAGUACAGUACUUUAAAGAAAGAAGCAUUUUCUUUUGCUUAGAACUUUUUAAUUGUAGGCUUCUCUGAAGUUAUUUCAUGUAGAUAUGUGUUUUAAACAAGUCUGAAAGUGUUAAAUACUUUUAGGUUACAGGGGGUGGUGAGAAAACAGCUGAGGAAAGGAAAAAUAUGUGAAAGAUACCAUGGACUUCAAAGUUUUACCCUGAGUUCUGUAUUCCAUAUAUGUUUUACUUAAGGCAUUUUUUCAUGUGACAUUAGAAAAGCUAUAUCCAAAGGUAAAUUUUUUGUGGCAAAGAUUUAUUUUACAUUUUAACUUUUGGGAUUUUGUUUAUUUGUUUUUCCAAAAUAAAGAGCACUGAACUUCAAACUUGAAUUUUUUCUGCACUUUUUUAGGUAAUGAAAACUUUUUAUUAUCAUUUAAUUCACAUUUCUCCGUUCAAAUCAAGUGAUACAUAUGUAUAAAACAUACCAAAAUUGUGAAUAUGCUGCUAGCUGCACCUUAAAUGAUCAUAGUUUUAAAACCUUCAAUAAGGUUUUAUAUAGUUUUGAAGGAUAAAAAAAUAGUAAAAUCAUUUGCUGUUUGUUUCAGCGUUCUAGGUCUUAAAUUAUUGCAACACUUUCAGAUUUGUUUUAAGAUCAUACAGUAACGUGUUAUAUUUAUACAUACUGCUAGAGAAUAUACUUUUAGUUUUAAAAUGGAAUUUUUAUAAAUGUACUCUUUAAUUUUAAAAAUGGUGAACUUGUUAAGUUUAAGUCAAAGUACUUAAAAAGUAUGUAUAUUAUCCAUACAAAAAGUUAUGUUUUACGCUUAUAAUAAGAAAUAUUGGUAUCUCAUAUCGAGAUACAAUUAAUUUUAAAGAAUCAUACAUCGUUCAAAAGUCUUCACACAUGACAGGAAAGAUAUCAUUACUAUGGUUUAAAAGAAACCCUCUAUUGAGCAUUUUCAAAUAUUAAUUUUAUUUUGGGGAAAAUGCCCACAACAAUAAUCACAAGAUCUUUCUCAAUAGCGGCAGCUUGCUGUUGGAUGCCUACCUUAAUUAUUGUUUUAAAAUAUAUAUAUAUUUAAAAUAGUUUUCCAGAUAUUUUCUUCUACCUUUUUUAAAAAUAAAUUUCCAAAAAUGAAAACAGAGUUUAUGUAUUUUUGUCAAUGACGGUUUUUAUUUUGUAGUUUAUAGAGUUUGUUCCUUAUCAGUUUGAUACUUGAUCAAAUAUUCCUAGACUUUUUAAUCUGUAUUUACUUUGAAAAAGAGCACUUCUCUAUCUUAAGUGUCCUCCUUUUUUUCUUUUCCCUUUUAGGGUGUUUGUUCUCUUGAAUUGAAAUUUAUGCCCCCCAAUUUUUUUUUUUUAUUUGAAAAUGAAUGUGAAGAUACUGUUUACAGCUUUUGUUAAUUAUACUUUUCAUCACUCUGAUCAAUUUCUUGUAAAGUGCUAUGGGGAUGAUUUUUCCUGUGACUCUUAAUGAUCUUACUGUUACCACAGAAGUUUUAAAGCUUCUGUGGACAGAAAAUAGUUGUAACAACCCCGACAAAAAUCAGAGGGGAAACUUUCGCUUACCUUUCUCAGCUGAAUUAAAUGGUUUUAAUAACUUCCCAAUUAUCAGGGUUAUAACAUUGCUUUCUUCAGUUCCUCACACAGUCUUAAAUUAUUAGGCACAAUUCCUUUACAAAUUGAGUACAGUAGUCCAGGGCUACGUGUAAUUAAAUUGCUCUUUUCAUCGCACUCUUUGCAUCAGAAAAAUCGUGACUCUGUUCUGCCAACAUUUCACAAUAAGGCUUAUAGUUUAAAAUUUUAUACUGUAUGAGUUGUAAAUAAAUCAGUAUUAAUUUAUUGUAGGUUGUUUGGCUCAGGCAUUUAAAAUGGAUAUAGGCUAAUGACAAUGGAAUCCUAUUUAUUUGGGAGUUUGGGGGGGGUUUAUACUUUUGCAAUGUGUUUUGUGUUGUUUAAAUUUUCUUCAACUGAGGACAACGUAAGGAGGUGGAAACAGAUUUAACGUAUCAAUAGAGAGCAAUGCAAAGAGGGUAAAUCAUGUUUUAAAUUUAAAAAAAAUUUUUGUGUAAAUAAAUGGUACUGUGAUACUUUAGGUGUGACCUCUGCUUAACGUGGUAGUUAGAACCAGAAAAACAUUUUGCUUUCCAGUUAUACUAUUGGUUCAUUGUAAAUGCAACACCAAAACCAAUAUUAAAAAGAGCAAGAUCAAGCUUUUCUAACAUUGUCCACUUCAGGGGCAAAGCAUGGUUGGUAUAGAGCUCAAGCUUGUGUACACCUCAAACUGUACAUGCAGGUAGUUUUCAGUUGCUGCACUUUUUUUUUUUUAAUCUUGCUCAGUCCAGUAACUAUCUCAAAGGUGAUUGCUGGAAUAUGCAUUUUAAAUAUGAUUUAAAAACCCAUCUCUGUGUACUGUUUCAUUUAAAACAAAAAGGCACUAUUGCAAACACUAAAAACGUGUUAAAACUUUGUAGUUAUUUUGCAUUCCUGUACUUUACAACUGUCAUCACAGCAAAAGGUUUAAAUUAGGUAAUGAAAUAUUUUUGUAAAUAAAUACCGUUAAGCUGGUAUUUUAAAAUAAUGUAUUAUAAAUUAAUGUUUCUGGAAAAUGUUCAUAUAUAUGUAUAUGAAUGUCUCUUUAUGCUGAAGGGCUCUGAUUGGGCAAAAUAAAAUAUUCUAAUCUCUCCUGAAA
This is a messenger RNA of Delphinapterus leucas (beluga whale), 9350 nucleotides long. NCBI's taxonomy places the organism in Eukaryota, Metazoa, Chordata, Mammalia, Artiodactyla, Monodontidae. The record is from RefSeq and is a predicted model, not a curated record.